Diprion similis is the source of this 8567-nucleotide messenger RNA. RefSeq lists its product as uncharacterized. The coding region runs from base 221 to 8356 and encodes 2711 amino acids. NCBI's taxonomy places the organism in Eukaryota, Metazoa, Arthropoda, Insecta, Hymenoptera, Diprionidae. The record is from RefSeq and is a predicted model, not a curated record. Gene Ontology annotation, molecular function: protein binding. The transcript has 39 exons.
CACCUCGUGACAACAGUCAACACCUCCGCUAACUCAGCGUUAAAAUUCUACGCGAAUUCCUUCCAUUCGAGUGAUUAUCGAUUUCCUGAGCCUUUCGUCGUGCGAAAAUUCAACGAGAGCCGAGUCGACAAUUUCGCAACUCCUCGAAAGAUACCAAACUACAGAGAGAGCUCCUCACGAUUUUUAGACAGUCUCAGCGGAGCUGGAGAAAGAUUAAAAGAUGCCGUUGAACACAGAUAUAUCAGCAGCGCUCUUGUUACUCGAGCAAGUUCAAGAACGAGUGAAAUCAUGCGACGAUCCAAAGCUUCAACUGCACACAAGCGACGAUUUGGAGGCAUUGAUAUCGCUGCUGGAGGAUCCAGUCUUCCGGAGUAUAGUUACCAUCCAGGAUUCGUUGACCGACUUGAACGCGCAGCUCGGCCAGCAUCCCUCCAUUCUGCCUGGUGAUUUCGACAUCAAUCUUGGAGGACAGCUGGAGCUUUCUUUGCCCAGCACGCCGGCACAGCCCCUGGGUCCCAACAUGUACCAAGACAUUUAUCAGGACGGCAGCGAACUAGACGAUCAAAGAGUUCCUGUCGCUCGACUCGUUCACAGCAGUAGCGAAGAUACUAGUGCGCAGGUGACCAGUCCCAGCUUGGCCUCGGAGGAUCUCAGCAUGCCUCCGAUAACGACUCCGACUUACGCCAAGGAAUUUCAAAAGGUCAUCGAGGCCGCGUCUAAGGGACGUCAGAUAUACACAGUGCAGCUGUACAAACCUGAGGGUACAAGUCUUGGAUUUAGCGUCGUAGGACUUCGCAGCAAGGACAAAGGCGAGCUGGGAAUUUUCCUGCAAGAAAUUCAACCCAACGGCAUCGCAGGCUGCUGUGACGGUCGUCUAGUCGAGGGUGAUCAAAUAUUGGCGAUAGAUGGACAACCCUUGGAUUCUAACAUCUCUCACGAGCAGGCGAUUUCAAUACUGCAAAAAGCCCGCGGGCUUGUUGAGCUAGUCGUUGCCAGAAGCGCCCAAGAAGUUGGGAGCUCGUUGACGCCGGAUGAGUUGUCCGGGGCUUCAAAUUCGACGACAGCGACGGCAGGAGGAAAUUCUGGUGUCGUCGCCGGUGCCGCGGCAGCUGGUAGUCAGACCCAAUCCGAGAAGGAACCUCAUUCCGGUGCAGGAUCGGUAUCCGUUUCUACGGCUGUGUCCUCGAUUGCUACCGGAACACCGCCCGCGACAUCGAGCAUCUCGAGCGUCAACCCAGUCGCCCAAAACAACCCUCAACCAUCCGCCCCUGCUCCUGCGACGCCAGGUCUCGUCGUCGAACGGAGUCCUUCGGCGGUCAGCGACGCCUCGAGGACUGGCUCUGACAUGGUGCUGAAUACGGAGUGGGCACAAGUUGAAGUGAUCAAUUUGAUCAACGAUGGAAGCGGUCUUGGAUUCGGAAUCAUUGGCGGACGGAGCACAGGCGUCGUCGUCAAGACGAUACUUCCAGGCGGAGUCGCCGAUCGCGAUAACAGACUUCAGAGUGGAGAUCACAUCCUGCAAAUCGGGGAUGUCAAUCUUCGGGGAAUGGGGAGCGAGCAGGUCGCCGCUGUCCUUCGUCAAUCCGGGACUCACGUUCGCCUUGUCGUCGCUCGUCCCGUCGAACCGACGUCUCCGGAUUACCAGGCACUUGGAAGCCAUGCUCCGAUUGUUCCAACAAGAAUUUUGGGCGAUCCGGACGAACUGGAGAGACACCUCGUUCACAGCGUGCCGGAAUCUUGCAACCGAAACGGUCCUUCGGGUGAAAACAAUUACGAUAAUGGCUACAUGUACUCUCAGGAACCAGAGAACGAGAUGCACGCACGUCCGGGACUCAUUAUGGACGUUGUGCGUAAUCCUGUUCCUGUCAGUGCUGUUCCUGUUAUCGCGACUACUCCCGGCGGGCAAAUGCCCAAUUUGCCAGUCAUCUCGAUGGACUCGCUGGACGUUGGUAGUCUUCCGGAAAUGGAGCGAUUCACCGUCGAACUUAAGAAGGACAUUUACGGCCUGGGUAUCACCAUAGCAGGAUACGUGUGCGAGAAAGAGGAACUCUCGGGAAUUUUCGUCAAGAGUAUAAGCGAGGGAAGCGCUGCGGAUCUCAGCAACAAGAUACAGAUAAACGACCGCAUAGUCGAAGUCGACGGUCAUUCUCUUCAGGGAUACUCCAACCACGAGGCUGUCGAAGUCCUUCGCAGCACCGGGCAGAGCGUCACUUUGUGCCUCGAAAGGUACCUUCGUGGACCCAAGUAUGAAACGCUUCAACAGGCCAUCGCUGCCAGCGAACAAGGACCUCAGCAACCUGGAUCCCCAUCCAUUGCCAGCCUGCCAAGCUUUCCAAUCAGCGCGGACGGGGAAACAACGACGGAAAUCGAGCCCGAGGGUGAAUCGCACACGACUGUCGAUAGCUCCGUGAUGCAGGAAAGGGAACGCGACGAUUCUGUCGGAUUAGCAGACGAUGCUUCGAACGUUGAAGCGCUGCUUAGCGAUCCGUCCGCCGAGCUGACCCCGCAGAUAAGGGCUUCGAUAAAGGCCAAAUGGCAGAAGAUCGUUGGUCCCGAUACUGAGAUUGUCGUAGCGCAGCUGAAAAAAUUCGCCGAAGGUAGCGGUUUGGGCAUCAGUUUGGAAGGUACAGUCGACGUUGAAGACGGCCAGGAAGUGCGACCCCAUCACUAUAUUAGAUCCAUACUUCCCGAAGGACCUGUUGGACAAAAUGGCUGCCUGAGAAGCGGGGACGAGCUUCUUGAGGUAAAUGGAUACCGUCUGCUUGGAAUAAACCAUAUGGAAGUUGUCAGUGUCCUUAAGGAGCUGCCUCUUCACGUUCGCAUGGUUUGCGGAAGAAAUAUCGCUUCGCAGGAUCCGCUUUGUCCAAUUGACACAGCUCAGCAUCAAGCGGCUUUUCAAACACGAAGCAUCUUAGGCGGGUCUCUGCAGAAUUUAUUACCGGCAAUGGAUCGUCUUGUAAAGGCUAAAUCUGAUGGCUCUUUGGCAUCUACAACAACCACAGCAACGGUGACGGAUGCAAGUCUUAGCAAGAUGAAAUCGCGCUCACUUGAACCUCUGACAGGUCUUGCCAUGUGGAGUUCGGAACCGCAAAUUAUCGAAUUGGUUAAAGGAGAGAGGGGCCUUGGGUUUUCAAUUUUGGACUAUCAGGAUCCGAUGAACCCCAACGAAACUGUGAUAGUAAUUCGUUCACUGGUGCCUGGCGGAGUGGCUCAAGUAGACGGGCAAUUGAUCCCAGGGGAUCGUUUGCUCUUCGUGAACGAUAUUGCACUGGAAAAUGCAACGCUGGACCAGGCAGUUCAAGCGCUGAAGGGUGCGCCGAAGGGAACAGUGCGUAUCGGAGUAGCUAAACCACUGCCAAUUCCAGAUAGCAUUGCCCAGCUCGUCACCCCGAUCUGCAUUGUAAGAAGGAGUCGAAGCCUACCCGACGACACCGAGUCGACGAAUCAUGCUCCGGAGCUUGUGGACCUCGGGGACCUCAACGACGUCUGUACGUCGUCCAAGUCAGGAACAAGCGGUAACUCAGUCGACAAGCAGGAUCCAGAGGCCGACGAGGAUGGCGAAAAAUUCGAGGACGCUUCACCCCUGACGCCGAUAUGCUCGCCAGGCAAAAAACCAACGUCGAGGAGCUCGUCGACGUUGAAAAGCAGCGUCGUGGAGAACACGAGUCCGACUGGACCUCCGACCAACACGACCCGUGACCUCCUCCUCUUCGCCGACGACGUCGUCCCCGUCGUCAACGUGACGAUACUCAGAGAGCUGACGAGCCCGUCUAAGGACGAAGAGGUCGCGAAGGACCUGGCCGUCUACGACACCGGACCUUCGACGUCGACGUACCGUCAAGAACGCCGAAAGAGCGUCAAACGACAGGGCAGCCUCGUCAAGGAGAAGAGCCUCGAGGACGAGUCGACGGUCGACGUCCCGCUGCUCCAGGAACGCCGGAAGAGCCUGAAGGAAGUCGACGACGCGGCGAGACGACUGGCCAAGGGCCGGAGAAAGAGCCUCAAGGAGCAGAAGAGCAUCGAACGAGUCAAUGAGUUCCUGGCUAAACACAGCAGCGUCGAGUCCUGCUGCCAGGAUCAGGAGCAACGACGGGAAUCGCUCUGCGUCGACGUGGGACUGCUGAGGACCUCCGAGAGGCGGAAGAGCUUGACGAAACAAGAGCGAGUCGAAAUCCCGCCGGAUACGAGGGGUGACGAGAUACCGGAAGUGGGUCUCCCGGAAACUGCGAGGAAGGAGGUCGACUGCGAGGAUGGCGCGGUGGUACCGGAAGUUCAGUUGGUCAGGGCGAAGAUCAUUUCUGCGGAAGAAGCGGCCGCCGUUUUGGCCGGCAGAUUGACGGCCGAGUUCAAAUCCACACCGGAAGUCCUGACUGUCGGCGAGGACAAGCCCAGGUCAAGGAUCAAGAAGUCGGCUCUCUCCGCCGAAGAGGACGACGAGACGCUCCUUGGUCUCCCUGCGCUGACAAAGUCCACUUCUGAGAAUGUCCUGGUUGAAGUUGAGGAGGAGAAUACAGUUUCCGUGAAAAACUUUAGGCCUGAUAUCCUCCUCGACUUGUCCAAAGUCGAAGAAUCCCAGGACUCCGUGAGCUCGUCGAAGAAGGAUAAACGCGUUCUCAGCCGCGUCGGCAGCGAAGGAUCCAAGAAAAUCGUUGACACGAGCAUCCUGAGUCAUCGGCAGAAUUCCGUCGCAGCAACGUCGACGCUUUCAGCUUCGAUUCAACCUCCGGAUAAGAAAAGCUCGGAUACCGUCGUUGGACUUGAAAGUGAAAGUGAAAGACUUGUACCUCGUGAUUGUGAUGUGACAGUGGAUUUGGACUCUGUUAUUUGUACUCCUCUUCGUCAAAGUCACGACGUCGAUCAGGAUUCCUCGACGAUACCUGUCACUGGAUCGUCACGAGAAACUGAUACACCAUCUACCAGGCCGAAGGAAACCGUUGUCGAAGAACCGGAAGUUCAGAAAACCUGCAACGGAGAGUCUCUGAUCUCUGAACCGCCUCCGAAGGAACCCCGUGACUCUAGCGAAACCUCAGUGGACGCAAAAAGAAAACCGGAAGUCGUGACGAAGACGGUAUACAAGAGUGAUUUCCCCCUGAAGAAGCCCGAGGGCAGCGGUUACAAGAGCGUCAACCAGCGUCUUCGCGAGCGUGAUUUUACUGGGGCUUUUUCCGUCUCAACAAAAGACCCGGAACCGUUCGUCUCGCGGCUUCAACAGCCGACGAAGCGGUCCCAGGAGGCUUCACCGGGUGUCCAGCAGAUCCUGACGACAGACAAGGAAGCGGAAGAGCAGCGACAAAAGGCGCUAGAGCGUCAGCGGGAACACGAGAAGUUCCUGCAGGAAAGACGGUCGCUCCUCGAGGAAGAGGAGGACGACGAAGGCAAGGACAAGGACAAGCCGAUCGGCAAGCAGCACUCGCUCGAGUACCAGAAGCAGACGCUCGAGGUGCGGCUAGAGGAGCUCUUCGACCGCGAACCGGAAGCGCCGAAACGCGAAGCUGAGACCCAGACCCACCAGGAAACGAAGAGUACUCAGUGCGGCGGGACCGAAGCCAGUGACUCGGAGUCGAGCUGUCGCAGCGUAACGGAAACCGGAAGUCCCAAGAGGGAAGUUGAGACCCAAACCCAAGCUGAGACCAAGGGCACUCAGUGCGAGCCGGACGAUUUAGCCGAGACAUUUUCUCAGCUGAAGACAUUCUUCAGGCAGAAGACAGCCACCCCUUCACCCACCGCUAGUCCCAGACGUGAAGUCGAGGUCCAGACUGAGCAGGAGUCGAAGAGCGUCCAGUGCGCCCCGGAGGACAUUCCUGACAGUCCGUUGAGGACGUCAAUUUUUUUUCGACGUGGACUGACCGGCUCCCAGAAGUCACUUGACUCCAGCAGACGCGAGGUCGAGGUACAGACUUACCAGGAGUCGAAGGGUACUCAGGUCGCCGAGGACGAGGAACUCGAAGGUUCGCAGACGGUAUUAAAGGACAGGAAGUUCCCUUUUCAUCGUCCCGAACCGCCCGAAACAUCCUCCGCGUCAUCAUCGCCCAUCAUUGUACUCGUGGACGGCAGGAGCGACAUGACUGUCACUCAUAACUACAAGGAUAAGGAUGGAAAUGUUGUUUGGGCCAAGCAUUGGGGCCCGGAAAGGAUGGUCGAGAUUUAUAGAGAACCCAAGUCUAGUCUUGGGCUCAGCAUCGUUGGAGGCAAGGUGGACCUGUACCACGGAGGGCCAAACACGUCUCAAAACAUUUCGGGCAUUUUCAUCAAGAACGUGUUGCCAAACAGCCCAGCAGGAAGAACAGGAGACCUAAAGACAGGAGAUCGGAUAAUAGAAGUCGACGGAAUUGAUCUGAGAAACAGCACUCACGAAAGGGCUGUUCAAGCUAUUCAAGCUGCUGGGAAUCCCGUCUGUCUUCUCGUCCAGUCGCUUGUCCACUUGAGUCCCGACGACCAUGAGAGAACCUCGUCGUCACGCGAGUCCGACGAAAACGCAACCGGACGUGGAAUCAGGAGACAGGGCACCAGGGGACACGGAGCCAUCGCUGGAGCCCCCUCGUCAUCCUUUCGUCGCAAACCGUCGACGGCGUCUCCUGCCAGAGCAAUCAGCCCGGAAUUGAUUCAGGAAGGGAUCGAAGAUGAGGCGAGACAGGGAACCAGCAGAUCUGACUUCCGGCGUCAGUCCACCAAGAAUGACCAGGACGCAGCUGGACCAAGUAGAAGAUCCUCCAUGAAACAGUCCCUCAGGAAGAAGGCACCCUCGCCACCGAAGGGUGCCGGUAUCCUUCGAGAGGUCAGCGAAGAGGGUGAAGACCAGCCUGCGCAGCAGCCCAAAAGCGAAGGAUCCAGGCCGAAGUAUUCCUCGGAUGAAAGUUCGGACGAAGAGGACACUCGAGACUUAGAGGGGAACGUCUACACGAAGGCGGGGAUCGAGAUAUCCAGGAAGAGCGCUGGAAACGUGAAAAGAACGAAGGAGGAAAUCGAGGCCGAUCCAGAACCGGAAGACGAGUUUGGCUACACCUCGAAAAAGAUCAAAAAGCGAUACGACGCCCUCGGUCAUCCCGUGGUCAUGGUCAGGCUCGAGAAGGACAGAAGAGGACUCGGCAUUUCUCUCGCUGGGCACAAGGAUCGCAAUCGAAUGGCGGUAUUCGUCUGCGGACUGAACCCCAAGGGAGUAGCUCACAAAACCGGAGGACUACUCAUCGGUGACGAAAUCCUGGAGGUCAACGGCACCGUUCUCCAAGGAAGAUGUCAUCUCAAUGCGUCAGCAAUGAUCAAAGGAAUGGCUGGCCCGUCUUUCAAGGUCAUUGUUCUCCGGAGAUCGUCUGCGGUGAACGACCUCGCAGUUAAACCGAUCGUUCAAUUUCCACCAACCCUCGACGAAGACGACCCGAACAGAUUCAGCCAGUACAAGGGAGUCAGAACCGUGGCGAUAAAAAAGGGUCAGUAUGGCCUGGGAAUCAUGAUAAUCGAAGGAAAACACGCCGAAGUUGGCCAAGGAAUUUUCGUGUCGGAUAUACAGGAAGGAAGUGCAGCGGAACAGGCCGGACUUCAAGUGGGCGACAUGAUUCUUGCUGUGAACCUGGACUCGUUGCUUGGAUCAAGUUACGACGAGGCGACCGGUCUCCUCAAGAAGACGGAAGGCGUCGUCACGCUGACGGUCUGCAACCCUAACCAAAGUAAACUCGCCAAGGAAGAGGAGGAAAGAGCCAAGGGUGGGGACUCGGCGUCGCCUAACGGAAUCGACUCGUCGAAACCAGACAAGGAGCCGGAAAAGCCUAAAGAGCCCGAACCCCCGAAGGAUCCGAAGGACUGCGAAAUCUCCGUGGGCAGAGAAACAACGAUCGAAUUCACGAAGGAUAAGGACAAGGCAAUCGGCCUUAGCAUAGCGGGUGGCUCGAGUACGCCUCUGGGUGGCAUCGUGAUCCUUGAGGUAUUCCCAGAGGGUGCCGCUGGCAAGGAUGGCCGAUUAAAACCCGGCGAUCAGAUUGUCGAGAUGUGUCACGAAAGUUUCAAGGCGAUAGAAUACGCCAAGGCUCAUGAAGCCAUUCUAAAAGCCAGCGGGCAGAUACACAUGAUAGUGUUGCGAGAGGAGAAAGCCCCCGACGAAUUCGACGUCGAACUUCCAAAGAAGUCUGGAAAAGGAGUCGGCCUCUGCUUGACGGGCUUUAAGAGUGGCAAAGGCGCCUUCGUGUCAGACAUGUUGCCCGGCGGAAGCGCCCUGGAGUCGGGAAAAAUAGCAAAAGGUGAUCGGGUGGUGUCAGUCAACGGACAAGACGUUCGCGAAGCCCCCGUCGAGGAUAUCGCUCUCCAUGUAAAAGUGGCGAACCCGGUGCAGCUCAAGUUGGCCAGGUACAAGCCCGUCAAGCAAUGACAGGGUUCUGCUGGCGGAACCCAUCAGAGUCAUCAUCAGUAUCUCAUCCCAAGAAUCGCGGCUGAUUGUCGUCAACGGGGAUCCUAGUGUGAUAUAUAUAAAAACUAUUAUAUAGUUAUUAUUACGGUUAAUAUAAUUUACAUAGGUAUGUAUGAUAAAAUAUAUAAUAAUUACAUCGUAAGAAUUUAAAAAAGUUUCAAACAAAAGAAGA